AUGGUUCAGCCGACGGUGGACCUGGCGUUGAAUCUGGGCAUUUUCGUGUGGAUUGGCGCUACUAUGCCGUGGCAGGACUUUGUAUCGACAUUUGCUUUAUGGAAAUUUAUUGUCAUGGGCAUUGCUCUGCUUCUGUUCCGUCGUCUGCCUGCCGUACUUCUGUUUUAUAGGAUCAUUCCCGACAUUGCCGACCUCAAAGAGGCUGUUUUCACGGGCUUUUUCGGUCCUAUUGGAGUCGGUGCUCUAUUCUACCUGGAAGUCGCUUUACAAGAGUUCCAGGGCAUGGGACUGUCGAACAGCAAUGUCAUGGUCCGCACUAUUAAACCUGUGGUCUACUUCUCAAUUCUCAGUUCAGUUCUGGUUCACGGAAUCUCCAUUCCUAUUCUACAAGUGUUUCUCAAAUCCACCAAGAAGCUCCGCAAUAAACGCCGCCAGAGACUGACUGCUGCCUCGACUCUUGACACUGAAGAUACCGUUAUCUGA
Molecule: messenger RNA, 483 nt
Organism: Sugiyamaella lignohabitans
Lineage: Eukaryota; Fungi; Ascomycota; Dipodascomycetes; Dipodascales; Trichomonascaceae
Gene: NHA1
Product: Nha1p
Exons: 1
Coding region: 1-483 (160 amino acids)
Biological process (GO): regulation of membrane potential; sodium ion export across plasma membrane; proton export across plasma membrane
Cellular component (GO): plasma membrane
Molecular function (GO): sodium:proton antiporter activity
Source: RefSeq, a predicted model, not a curated record